AUGACUACCCUCCUACUCAAAAACGGCGUCGUUCUUCUUCACGAUUCAAGUGAUCACAUCGUUCCGACCCUAGCCGAUAUCCUGGUUAAAGACAAUCUCAUCGCAGGUAUUGAACGUGAGAUCGACGCGCCUACUGGUACCGAAGUCAUCGACUGCACCAACAAAGUUAUCAGUCCGGGAUUCAUCGAUUGCCACCAGCAUGUAUGGCAGACAUUCAACAAAGGUCGACAUGGAGAUGAAACCCUUAUGGAGUACAUGCCUACCGGAAACCUGACUUCAUCUCAAUACUCGCGAGAGGACAUCUUCUGGGGCCAAUUAGGAGGCUGCCUUACGUUACUCAAUGCCGGAACGACGACUGUUGUGGAUCACGCUCAUAUCCAUUACUUUCCGGAAGCAUCACAAACCGCCGUCUCUUCGACGGUAUCUUCCGGCAUCAGAUCAGUUUUCUGCUUUACACCGACCGCAAGAGUAGCAUCAUUGAGCCCACUGGUUCUCGAACCCAAUUUGAUUGAACCUUGGGUUAUUUCGAGCUUCUCUUCCCUCACUGACAAGGCACCCUUUGGGCCCAACGGGCGAGUUCAGCUCGGUUUGGCGUUCGAUGGGUGGUUCGUCCCACAAGAGAUCGCGACUCCUCUUUUCGACCUCGCACUCAAAGCGGGUAUCAAGGUACUUACAUCUCAUACCGUCGGCUCCAUCUCUACCUUGGGCUCUGCCGUUCCUCGGACUCUUCAGAAGUGGGGUCUUAUUGAUAAAUUCCAUAUCCUGUUCUCGCAUGCGACGGAGCUUUCACCAGAGGACCUCGAUACGAUUCUUAAGCACGGCGGACGUGUGGUUUCCACACCUAGUACCGAGCUCCAGAUGGCGCACGGACGACCCAUUUGCUUUGACGAUCGCGUCCGUGGUAAUGCUUGCCUAGGGGGCGAUUGUCAGUCCAAUGGGGGCAUCAGUAUUCCUGGCGAGAUGAAGCUUGGUUUACAAGCCGAGCGCGGGUUGCGGAAUCAGAAAAUCAUCGACAAGGGGUUAAUGGUUAAAACGGUGCAUAGAACAGUGGAGCAAGCGUUCAACCUAGGAACUGUUCAAGGUGCCCGGGCUAUAGGGAUGGGAGAUAAGAUAGGGAGCAUCGAGGUUGGGAAGUUGGCGGAUCUGGUUGUUUUCGAUGCCGAUAGCCCCUCAAUGGUCUGUGCUGCGCAGAAUAAUCCUGUUGAUGCAGUCGUGCUGUUCUCCACUCCUGCAGAUGUAUCUGCAGUCGUUAUAGACGGGCAAGUGAGGAAGUUGGAUGGGAAAUUAAAGAACGUCAAGGUUACUCACGACAUGAGGGAGUUAUCCAGACGAGAUGUAUUGGAGUGGAAGGAAAUUGCGAAACACUUGUUGAAGCGAAGAGAAAUUUACCGCGAAAAGAUUGACAAAGUAGAUUUUGAGGAGGUGAAAAGAGUGUUGCUUAAGGCGUGGUACAUCGAUGAGUCAAAAAUGACAGAUGAAGCGUAG
This is a messenger RNA of Marasmius oreades (fairy-ring Marasmius), 1485 nucleotides long. RefSeq lists its product as uncharacterized. Gene Ontology annotation, molecular function: hydrolase activity, acting on carbon-nitrogen (but not peptide) bonds. The record is from RefSeq and is a predicted model, not a curated record. The coding region runs from base 1 to 1485 and encodes 494 amino acids. The transcript has 3 exons. Lineage: Eukaryota; Fungi; Basidiomycota; Agaricomycetes; Agaricales; Marasmiaceae.